Nicotiana attenuata is the source of this 1047-nucleotide messenger RNA. RefSeq names its product F-box/kelch-repeat protein At3g23880-like. Lineage: Eukaryota; Viridiplantae; Streptophyta; Magnoliopsida; Solanales; Solanaceae. The transcript is spliced from 3 exons. Gene Ontology annotation, molecular function: protein binding. The record is from RefSeq and is a predicted model, not a curated record. Bases 1 to 1047 code for a protein of 348 amino acids.
AUGGAAUCUGAAGCCUCCCAUCAACACCCAAAGCACAACAAACUCACAAACCAUGACUCAAUCUUGACAAUCCCAGUUCUACCAGCAGAACUCGUUAUUGAAAUCCUCUCAAGGCUUCCUGUGAAGUCCCUCUUGCAAUUCACGUGUGUAUCGAAAUCUUGGCUUGCAUUGAUCUCUAGCCCUGAAUUUAUCAAAACCCAUCUCAGUUUAUCUGCUAAUAACAAGGACUACACCCACCAUAAAGUUAUGAUGAGUUCCUACUCUCGUCUUAUGUCCAAUGUUAAAGCAUGUAGUCUUAGGUCUUUAUUUUAUGAUUCUAUUACCGAGGCUUUUGACUUGGAUUGUCCCUUGAUAUCAUAUGCAAGAUACAUGUGCGAUCAUGUUUCUUUUAUAGGAUCUGUCAAUGGAUUGAUUUGUCUUCUCAUUCAAGUAAAUGAAUAUUUUAUAUGGAAUCCAUCAAUAAGAAAGUACAAGAAAUUGCCUAACACUAGAGUUCCUAUGCGGGUUACUUAUCGAAGUGUAUCUGGUUUUGGAUAUGAUGAGCUCCAUGAUGAUUACAAGGUAGUAGUUAGUUUUUAUUCAAAUUCAACGAAUCCAGAUUGCGAGGUCAUGAUAUAUAGUCUAAAGAGUGAUUCUUGGAGAACUAGGGAUAAUGAUGGUCGAGAGCUAGCAAAUGGUCGAGGGAUGUUUGUGAAUGGGAAACUUCAUUGGACUACUACUAGCGAUGAUUAUUGUUUUAAUCAUAACAGCAAGAACAUCAUUUCUUUUGAUUUGGCUGAUGAGAAAUGGGGAACGGUGGAGGAGCCUUGCUAUGGAGAAGUGGGAGUGUUGGGAAGUGAUUUUUCUAUCUUUAGUGAUUGUAAGGAAACUCAUUUACAUGUUUGGAUUAUGAAAGAGUAUGGGGUUAAAGAAUCUUGGACAAAAAUGUUAACCAUUAAGGGGUUGUUUGGUUGCCGCCUUGUAGGUGGCUUUACAAAUAAAAUGGGACAGGCUUAUUCCCAAGGGCUGGCUCUUGAGGCCCAACACGUUGAAAAUUUAAGCCAUUAG